AUGUCGUCGCAAACUCCUGACGUCAACACUCUGUUGUACAACAUGUGUGCACAGAUUUUGGCGUUAACUACGCAACUCGCCGAGCUCCAGGCAAACCCCCCUGCAGCAGCCCCCUUAGUUGAGAAGAAAUUCAACAAGAAAGUUGAAGUCGUCGCUGACCCUGGCACCUUUGAAGGAGACAGAGCGCGAUUUGCCAAAUGGUGGAUCAAACUCCAAAUUUGGGUCAAAGCAAAUUGGGGUGCAUUUUCCGAUGACUUUGAGGUAGCAACUGUGGUGCUAUCUCGACUAAAAAGACCUGCGGCGGGUCAUUACACCCAAGUAAGACUACAGGAGUACUACAUCGCGGGUGUGUGGCCUACCUGGGACAAUCUCAAAGUAGAGAUUGAAAAAUAUCUUAAACCGCAAGCUGAGCGUGACUGGGCUCGCCAACAAAUCUGUUCCUUCAAACAAGGAAACAUGAGGACGGACAAUUUUGUAACCCGGUUCCUGGCCCUCCCCACCCAAGGGGGCUUAGGUAAUGAACAUGCAGUGGAACUGCUGGAACACAAUGUGAACCCCCACAUUGCAGAACAGCUCUAUCUGCAGGAUAUGAGGAGUUAA
Molecule: messenger RNA, 600 nt
Organism: Serpula lacrymans var. lacrymans S7.9
Lineage: Eukaryota; Fungi; Basidiomycota; Agaricomycetes; Boletales; Serpulaceae
Exons: 1
Coding region: 1-600 (199 amino acids)
Source: RefSeq, a predicted model, not a curated record